AUGGCAGACUCCGGAAAGAGGAAAAUGGGUUUCCACGAAGCACCAAAGAAGUUCAAGAUCCCAAAAGGUCCAAAACCAGUUCAUCAUAAGAAUAAAAACACUAUUGGGUUAGGUAGAACUAUUGCCAAUGUUAGAGCUAAAGAAAAUAAAGUUGAAUAUUUGCCUGAUGGUGAAAUGAGAUUCACCACUGAUAAACAUGAAGCUAACUGGGUUAAAUUGAGAUCUGUUACCCAAGAAAAUGCAUUGGAUGAAUUUUUAAACACAGCAGAAUUAGCUGAUACUGAUUUCACAGCUGAUAAAAAUAAUCAAGUUACUAUAAUAAAAGUUGAUCCAACUAAAAAUCCAUAUUUAUUAACAAAUGAUCAAGAAAAACGUGUUAGUGAAAUCCAACAUGCUAAUGAAAAUAAAUUAACAGUUCCAAGAAGACCUGAAUGGGAUGAAUCAAUGACAAGAUUUCAAUUAGAUAGACAAGAGAAAGAAGCAUUCUUAGACUGGAGAAGAGAAUUGGCUCGUUUACAAGAAAACGAAGAUUUGUUGUUAACACCUUUUGAAAGAAAUUUAGAAGUUUGGAGACAAUUAUGGAGAGUUGUUGAAAGAUCAGAUUUAAUUGUUCAAAUUGUUGAUGCAAGAAAUCCAUUAAUGUUUAGAUCUCCUGAUUUAGAGAAAUAUGUUAAAGAACUAAAUCCAUUAAAGAAAAAUUUAUUAUUAGUUAAUAAAGCUGAUUUAUUAACUCCAAAGCAAAGACGUUCAUGGGCUGCAUAUUUUAAAUCACAUAAUAUUAAUUUCACUUUUUUCAGUGCUUUUGAAGCUAAUCAAUUAUUAGAAAAACAAGAUCAACCAGAUUAUAAACCUGAACUAAUAGAAAAGGUUGAAGAUCAAAAAGAUUUAGAUGAAUCUACAAGAAUUUUGAAAAUUGAAGAAUUAGAAGAAUUAUUUAUGACCGAAGCUCCAGAACCUUUAACAACACCACCAAAUGGUCAACCUCCAAUUUUACAAAUUGGUUUAGUUGGUUAUCCAAAUGUUGGUAAAUCCUCUACAAUUAAUGCUUUAAUUGGUUCUAAAAAGGUUUCAGUUUCAUCAACUCCAGGUAAGACAAAACAUUUCCAAACUAUUCAUUUAUCAGAUCAAGUCUUACUAUGUGAUUGUCCAGGUUUAGUUUUCCCAAAUUUUGCAUACACAAAUGGUGAAUUAGUUUGUUGUGGUGUUUUACCAAUUGAUCAAUUAAGAGAAUAUACAGGUCCUACACAAUUAGUUGCACAAAGAGUUCCAAAGUUCUUUUUAGAAGCAGUUUAUGGUAUUGCUAUACCUACAAAAUCCAAAGAUGAUGGUGGUGAUGGUGUUCCAACUUCUCAAGAAUUAUUAACUGCAUAUGCUAGAGCAAGAGGUUAUAUGACCCAAGGUUUUGGUAGUGCAGAUGAACCAAGAUCUGCAAGAUAUAUUUUAAAAGAUUAUGUGAAUGGUAAAUUACCAUAUGUUCAUCCUCCUCCAAAUCCAGAUGGUUCACCAUUAACUCAAGAUGAAAAAAGGGAUUUUAAUAAAGAAUUAUAUACAAUUGAUUCAUUAACUGAAAAUAGAAAAGAACAAAUUUUAUCAGCUAUUCAUUCAAAAGGUUUAAAAGAUUUCAAUUUAGCUGAUGAUUUAUCAAAAUUAUCAUUUUCUUCCCAUAUUGGAGGUGAUGAUAAAAAAGAAUCAAGAAGUGCAAAUUAUGGUGGUAAACAAGCUGCUAUUUAUAAUGCAACUGAAGAUUUAGAUCGUGAAUUUUUCAAAAUGAAUGGUGUUCAAGGUAAAUUUUCCACUCCAUUCCAUAAAGUUGAAAAUAAUACUGGUAAUAAAAAACAUAAUAAAAAAAACAAAUCAAAGAAUCAAAAAGUGAAAAAGGCUGAUGAUUUUUAA
This is a messenger RNA of Hansenula anomala, 1893 nucleotides long. RefSeq names its product ribosome biogenesis GTPase LSG1 (gene LSG1). The record is from RefSeq and is a predicted model, not a curated record. NCBI's taxonomy places the organism in Eukaryota, Fungi, Ascomycota, Saccharomycetes, Phaffomycetales, Wickerhamomycetaceae. Gene Ontology annotation, cellular component: cytosol. Bases 1 to 1893 code for a protein of 630 amino acids. Gene Ontology annotation, biological process: ribosomal subunit export from nucleus. Gene Ontology annotation, molecular function: GTPase activity; GTP binding. The transcript is spliced from 3 exons.